Messenger RNA from Sipha flava (yellow sugarcane aphid), 1448 nucleotides. RefSeq names its product sodium/potassium-transporting ATPase subunit beta-2-like. Bases 320 to 1291 code for a protein of 323 amino acids. Gene Ontology annotation, cellular component: sodium:potassium-exchanging ATPase complex. Gene Ontology annotation, molecular function: ATPase activator activity. The record is from RefSeq and is a predicted model, not a curated record. The transcript is spliced from 7 exons. NCBI's taxonomy places the organism in Eukaryota, Metazoa, Arthropoda, Insecta, Hemiptera, Aphididae. Gene Ontology annotation, biological process: intracellular sodium ion homeostasis; potassium ion import across plasma membrane; intracellular potassium ion homeostasis.
CCGCCGCCGCCGUCGACCCGCCGCCGAUACCAUUUUCACCGGUCUCGCGAAAGCUGACCGUCGCGCGUUCCUCAGUCCGGGCAACACAGUCGCCGCUGCCACCGCGUCCGUCGUACGACUAGUACCCGACGCCACCCGAACGGUUAGUUCUCCGGGUUGCACGACUGCAGACGCGUUUUCGCGCCAGACCAUCGGCAGCAGAUCGCCGUCGUCGUGACCGGUACCAACCAGGUCGACCUGGUCAUCAGAAGAGCACGUAGGCGUAACAGUCGAGCGGGCAAGUUGACCGCCACCGCGUAAACCGUACCAUACGUGAACCAUGGUCAAGCACAACACGGACACGAACGGCAUCGGCUACGAAUGGGAGUACGCCAAGGUGAAGGACGACAGGACGAUAUGGCAGAAAAUCCAAAACGGCAUUUACAACCCUAGCUCGCACGAGUUCCUCGGCCGGUCCGCCAAGAGUUGGGGAGGUAUUCUGCUAUUCUAUGCCGUGUUCUAUUCGAGUCUAGCAUGUAUGUUUGGUAUCUGUAUGAAAGUACUAUUAUCCACAUUGAAUGAUCAUACACCUCAUUUCACUUUAACCAGCUCUAUAAUUGGUACAAAUCCUGGACUUGGUUUUCGGCCCAUGUCACCGAACGUUGAAGACGGAUCAUUAAUUUACUAUGCAGCGGACAACGCAACUAAUGUAGAAGUGUGGACCAAUCAAUUAGAUAAGUUCUUGGCCGUGUACAAGAACAAGACCUUGUUGCCAGAUAAGGGUAACAAUCAACAAAAAUGUGGUUACAAUACGCCACCGCAAAAGGAUAAGGUGUGUGAUGUCAGUCUAGCUAAUAUGGGACCGUGCUCAUCCGAAUUCAAGUAUCAAUAUCCAAAAGCUCAGCCUUGCGUUUUUAUUAAGCUCAAUAAGAUUUUCGACUGGGAACCAGAAUUUUACAUUAACAAGUCAGACAUUCCAGCUGAUAUGCCAAAUGAACUCAAAGAAAAAAUCGGAUCAAGAAUGAAACACGAGUUAUUUACCAUUUGGGUUACCUGUGACGGAGAAGCACCAGCAGACAAAGAUAGUAUUGGACCAUUAAAGUUGUAUCCACAAGACGGAUUUCCAGGCUACUACUAUCCAUACAGAAACAAACAAGACUACCUUAGCCCAUUGAUUGCCAUACAUUUUCUGAAUCCAAAAAGACAUACAUUGAUCAACGUUGAAUGUCGUGCUUGGGCAAAGAACAUAUUUUACAAACGGAGCUUGCAGAACCGCGAAGGUUCCGUUCACUUCGAAUUGAUGAUCGACUAAAGUUGCAGGCUUAAUAGUCGACAAAUACGCUGCUAAAUCAUUUGCUUUGUUCUUUUGUUUUUUGGUGCAUCACUAAACACAGAACAUAGCCGGUUUAUUUUAGUACUAUACAACUAUAUUGUUGUAUUAUUAAUUGAUUAAAGUGAAACCCCAACAA